AUGUCUCUCAUGUCAAAGCCUUCAAAACUCGGAGAGAGUGAUGAUGAAGAGGAAGUUGAGGAGAAUGAUGUUCAAAAUUCAAACACUUUGUCCUUUCAUGCAAUGAAGCAUCAGACUACUACUCAUCAACAUCGCAACAACACCAACACAUCAAUAAUACCCGCAAGCCAGGAAACUCCUUCUCUGCAACUACAGACUGCCAUGACAUCACAACUUCAAACUUCAAUCAGUAGUAAUACGAUUGUAAAUCAUCAUCAGCAAAAGCACAACAAGCAGCAUUCUCAAGACAACAACAAACUAGAAAUGUACAAACAUAUUAAACCUUUAUCUGUGGAUGACUUGUCUGGAGGUAGAGGAAAAAUAUCAUAUCCUUCUCUCGACGAAGUGUUGAAUUCGAAUGAUUGGUUAAGCGGAAAUAAUCUUUGGAUGAGUUAUGUUUUACCUUCUGCACCUCCUGUGGAGAUUCAUGAUGACGAAGAGAAGAUUACUUAUCCCUUGUCUGAUCUUCACGAUCAAAUUUCAAAUAAUACUUUACAAUAUAUUUUACCACCCAUCACGAAUCAUGAAGAGGAAACAACUGAACAAAAUGAACCACAUCAACCACCAAAACUACCACCAAUAGUCAUUCAUAAAAUUCAACCUGAUGAUACCCUUACAUCUAUUGCUAUCAAAUACGGUGUGAACGAAGAAGCCAUUAAACUGAAGAAUCGAAUAUUAUCCAGUGAUUUAAGUAUAUAUAACAAAACAGAGCUUGAAAUACCUGACCCAACACAAUUACCAAAAGAGAACUUGACAUUUGAAGAAAUGUCGGAAGAGGAACGUCAAAAAUUAGAAGAGAGGAAGAAGGCUUUUGCUUUAACACUUUUUAUGAAAUUAUGUUGUGUUUCAGAAGAUGAAGCACGAUAUUAUUUAUCCGUUCAUGACUUUAAUUUUAAGGAAGCUGUGAAUGAAUUAAGGUCUGACUUGGAAUGGGAGAAAGAGUAUCAAGAGAAGCUUGAAAAAAAGAAGAGAAAGAAGCGUGUGAAUAAGGUGUUGAAUCAAUAUCCAAUACUAUUGACAAUAUCGAAUUUUUUAUCCACAUGUUUUCCAAUACAAAAAAGGCCUGUCAAGAACAAUGUGAACUAUCAAGAUGUAGAAUUAGACAUGUUGCCUGAUGAUAAUUUAAUAAAUUAUGAUAGUGAUUGA
This is a messenger RNA of Naegleria lovaniensis, 1185 nucleotides long. RefSeq lists its product as uncharacterized. The record is from RefSeq and is a predicted model, not a curated record. Lineage: Eukaryota; Heterolobosea; Eutetramitea; Acrasida; Naegleriidae. The coding region runs from base 1 to 1185 and encodes 394 amino acids. The transcript has a single exon.